Messenger RNA from Physcomitrium patens, 2437 nucleotides. RefSeq lists its product as uncharacterized. Gene Ontology annotation, molecular function: DNA-binding transcription factor activity; transcription cis-regulatory region binding. Lineage: Eukaryota; Viridiplantae; Streptophyta; Bryopsida; Funariales; Funariaceae. Gene Ontology annotation, cellular component: nucleus. The record is from RefSeq and is a predicted model, not a curated record. Gene Ontology annotation, biological process: positive regulation of DNA-templated transcription.
GAUGUUGGUUCAACCCACGGUUUGGCGGAUUAAAAGGGGACAGAGUUUUGUCACGUAACAUUGAAGUUAGAGACAAUCACGCAGUGAACUUCAGGAAAAAGGGCUUUGGCUGGAAAGAACUAGGAGUUGUAUGGGGACUGGUGGCCACUUCGGUGCUCAGCUUUAGUUGCUAUUAUGAGAUGGGUUAUGGAAGCAGCACCAGUGCUAACUUGUAGCGAUCGUCGUAAUCUACUUUGAAGGCAGCGGUGGUUGGUUAAUUUCUAAAAGUGAGUACACGUGUGAAUUCCACGUUACGGAUUUAAGCGCCGACUUUUAGCAAAGGUGCCCUACCCUCUAGACCAGAAUCCUUUCCAGCAACUUGUGUGGGGAAUUUGGGAAUCGCAGCGAGCCGGUAUUGCCCCAUACGCGAUUUCGUAGGAUCCGCAGAGCGCCACAAAUGAUGGAUGCGUAGCUAGAUGAAUUGGAGGUGUUUUGUUUUUUAUAGUUUAUUUUAUUUUAUUUUUUUAAAUACUAGGGGCUAUUCAUUGCGGCCUCGUGGUGGACUUAGGAUGAAUGCGUCGCACAUCCGUUGCGAGAGAUGGUACAAAGCCAGUCCAAAGUCGUCGAGUUUUUAGUAACCCACAGAACGAAAGUGUUAGUGUACUGUCGCGACUUCUUCCUCGUGAGCUCUCUUCUGCGCGCGCUGAAAUUGGACAUUGAAGGAACGACGAAAGCCUGCUGGUGAAGAGCUUCUCUACUGUAGAAAAAACGAAGGCCUGAAGGAAGUUAGUGGAAAGUUGAAGCAAAGCUGGAACUUAGUCGAGCACAAUGUGUCACGGUUUGAUUGAGAAACGACCGGCCACGGUUUGCGUGCCUGAUCUCCUCAGGGAUCUUGUGUACCAGGAACCUGGUUGGGAUGGGUUCGGUGACGACUAUCCAAGCGUGUACAGCAGCGUCGAGAUGCCUAUGAUUAACGAGCCGCUGCUGCGAGAGUCAUCGGGUUUGUCAGACGGUGCUUUGGCCGAGAUUGUCAAUGAUUACUCCUCUGUCUUGAAGAAGUUGGACUCGGAGGAAGUUGACAGCGCUGAUGCCAGCGCAUUCGCGUCCACUGGAGCCUUGUCGACGUGGUUUGAUUGCUUCAAGGAUGACAUCUGCACAGUGACAAAAUCCACGCCGAAGGAAUCUGCGCUUUUGGUACCGAAAUUGUCUCCUGCGGACGGUCCUCAGGACGCUGCUGGCGUACUCCAGUCUGUGCCGAAAAGCAGGAAGUCUCGUAAAUCAGUUGCUGGAGAGCAGGGCCAUGCCCAGCAUGACUCCGAGAUGGAUGAUGUGGCGCCUGCCCUUAUUGAUGAGAAGAGAAAAAGAAGGAUGUCCUCGAACCGUGCAUCGGCACAACGAUCUCGGCAAAGGAAACAGGAGCGUUUGGACGAACUCGAAAUUUUGACUGCUCAGUUGCGGCUGGAGAACGCAACUCUUUCUCGCAGGUCACAGUUGGCUGAACAGCGCGCCAAAAUAUUUCAAGGAGAGAGGAACAACCUGGCGAAGAUGGUUGACGGAUUGCGAAAAGAGCUGGAUGCGAUCCGACAACAGAAUGUGCAAGGCUCGCCCGAUUGUGGAACUGAAAGCUUCACAAGUGGAAAUCACACCUCUGGUCUUUGUAAUAUGGUCGGAGGAGGCGAAGCUUCUCAAGUCGCAGAUGUGAAGCUUGAAACAUCAUCCAAGGGCGACCUCAAGAACGUGUAUGGAAAUUUCGAUGCCAUGAAGCGCAACAUCUCCAGCUCCGACCUGUCCCGAGGCAUCUAUGGGGAUCUGUAUUCUGUGUUGGAUUCCAUCCAAUUUGACGUUGGUAUUGGUGCCGAAGUGCCGGAUCUCCUGAAAGAGGAGUGGUAUGGGUCAUUCACGGAGUGUUUGAAUGCGUGAUCUCGGCUGCUUCAAGCUGGUUCUUCCAGCGUACUCCAGCGCUCUGGUUACCCUUUGUCGGCAUCACCCGAUACCAAGGAACACUAUCAUACGGCCGAACAGAUUUAUGACUGUAAUUUGCGUUUGCCAUAUGUCAUGUGUGUCGAAGUCUCUCCACCUUACUAACCAGACUGAUCAGACGAGGCCGAUUUUUUUGGGAUUCUCAAAAUUUCGAGCUGUUCUGAAACCAAAACAAUCCUCACAUUGCGUUAUUGGGAAGUGUUGCUGCAGAUAGUUUGUAGACUUUUAUUCACGUAUCGUAGGUUGACGCACCCGUGCAUUGUAAAAAGAAAUUGAGGACUGGUGAAUCAGUCGCAAGGAGUAGAAAGUACGACUGUUAGGUACUAGUCAAGUCAAACCGCUGUGCUGUCAAAUCGCUGUGCCGAUACGCCAAAACUCGGCACUCAAUUGUGGCACCGCAACUUUAAAAAAGCAUCUGGACUGUGUUUCGAUGACACAAUUGGAUCAUAUAACGUUAAUCCUGUUAACAUUUGAAUGA